GAAAACGACUUUUUCCUCGUCUCUCUGCAACACUGAGGUAGAUGACAUUUGCGUAGUCUUGUCACUCGUCCCAUGGUUCUGCGCGCCGUCGCCGCCGUUCCAUUCCUCGGCGCAAUUCUUGUCGCGACUCUGUUUCGUUCGCCUUCGCCACUCUUCGUGAGUGUUUUUUUUUGCUGAAGAAAUCUUUUCUCUCGCGCUUCAGGGAGGUGUCUUUCUUGCUGCGAGAGGCGCCGUGCUUUUUCUGUCUUCCUACAGUUCUUCCCCCUCCUCGCCCGCUUCUCCUCUGAGAGUGCAGGGGUCCCUUUUUUUGUAUAUAUAUAUCUGCCAGCGUUCUCUGGCUGUCGCAGAUUUUCCGCUCUUCCUGCAAUUAUUGAUGCUCAUCGGUUGAGUUUUAUUUCUCUGUUGAGUCGUCUGUGUUGCUCGCCGCGUUUCCUUUCCUGCGAUUCGGGAGGGGCUGUCGGCUCUGUUCCGUUGUCGGCCUUUCCUGCCGUUCUGGACCACGGAUUUUUUUCUCGAAGUUUCCUCUGUCUUUUCGUCUUCCUUUUUCGAAGGAGUCAUAUCCUCCCUGCGACGCCCCUCUGCCGCUCCAGCAGUUGGCUUGUUUCUUCGCGAAAAUGCCGAUCAAUCCUGAGGGCGGCUUCGAGACGGAGCUGGAGCGCGACUUGCGCAUCAAUCGGAAGCGCUACGCGUCUCGGGUGUACACGAACGCGAACAAGUUUCUCCUGGACGAAAAGUUCCGCGUUUUCCACUGCAAAAGAUGCACGAGUCACGUCCUGAUUACUGACGCAGACGUCGACUCUGCUCCGCGCCGGCGAACCGACAACGCCCCCGUUUUCUGCCCAGACAAGAACCUCGUGAAACUGCGGACGAAGCCGCUUCCAGAGCCAGUGAAAGUGAAGAGACUGAAAGGUCUCGAAACCCAGUUCCUGCAUGCGUGUACGGAGUGCGGCCAACAUGUCGCGUAUCAGUCGGUGCCGCACGACAAAGGGAAGGACGUUCCCUUCGUCUACCUCAUCGAAACUGCAGUGAUCUUCCCAAAAAAGGCUGUAAAACCGAAACUGAGGUGCCGCGUCUGCGGCUUCAUCCCCAGGAACGAGCAACAUUUCGAAGACCACAAGCGAGAUCGUGGGCACUGGGACCAAGAAAGUGGAAACUUUCCGGCAGCCGAGGAGACGAACGACGCCCCCCUCAAUCCUAUCAUUGUCGGGUGAAAACGCGUCGGCGUGGAGGUUUCGCCGCUCUUUUUUUACUUUUUCGGAGGAGGAAUCAUUUGCACAACGCGUCGCUCCCCAUCGGUCGCCCUCAGCUCAAAAACAAGCAAGUCCAGCUGCGCUCCAGACAGAGGCAACAGAGCACGCACAUUCGUCUCACAGCAGAGACGCUGCGAAUCGACCGCUGAGAGCGACAGAGACGGCCAGAAAAGGUAGACACUCUGCUUCCACUCCUCGACGCAGGACAGCCCCCUCUGGGUUCUCGCCGCGGUUCGGUACCGCUACGCGAGAGAGAAGGUCCUCCGCAGAAAAGAGAAAAAGCGAGGGGUGUGCAGAAAAAAGGCGGCGCGAGGGGGGGGGGGGAGAAAACUGGAAGAGAUAAGGCGAGAUGAGGCUGCAGACAGGAUAAGAAGAUGCACAAGAAGUCAGACGGAGACACCUCGAAGAGGCGAAGCAGGUAGAAUCGACGACUUGAGGUCUCUGCCCUCAUGACAAAACAGGUUCACAGAAGGACGCGAAGAGUGCUCAGGCUGCGGGGCGUUGAGAAGAGCGAUUCGAUUUAGGAGAGAUCUGAAAAAAAAGACCAAAGAUGACUCCCCACGGUAGUCACCGGGUGUGCCUGGACGUUCCCAACCACCCGUAUGGCCAGCGAGAGCAACCGACGACUCAGAUGGUGCCAUAUGGGCGCUGAACCUUUUUUUUCGUUUUGUGACGCACAGACGCCCAGUGCAUGCGUAUCUUCUCAUGUUGCCGAAUCGCAAGCGUCUAAAAGGCAAGAAACGACAGCUCGAGAGAGCUGCUCGUGAAUGGACUUCUCACGCGGACGCCAGCGUCCGAAGAGAGAAGACGUGGAAGCUCAGAAACAUGUCGCGCUUCUCAAGGUUUUCCGAAACUAAGGCGAAGCCGGCGGUCCAAUGAAUUCGUGUGAAACUCUCAACCAGUGACCUCGCUGGGCGCCUUCUUUGCUGGCCGACACACGCGACCAAGUUUCUAAACUUUGCAAGCGCUGGUCAGGACCGUCGGCUACUGAGAGACGUCGUCUCCGAGACAGGAUUUCUUGUGGAAACGCUUCCCCUGGCGAGUUCCAGUCAAGAAGCGCUCGUACUUCGGCAAACACAGGUCGCGAGAAAAGAACGCCAUGAAGCUGGAAACCGUGGACUUCGUUUCUGGCUGAGGCGUCGACAAAGACGCGGAGGAAACGAGACAAGUGCAGUUGACACGAACGUUCCACACACUGUAGAGGUCAUGUUUUCUACGAUCUGUAGGAUGCCAAACCACGGACGACGAGAGAAAUGUGAUGAACAGGACGAGAAGUCCCGACAGACUGUUUUUCCGCCUUCCAAGUUUGCUGGUUUUAGAGACCUUUAAACAUCCCAGAAAUUCGUAUCGUCGCUCCGCGCUCUGCCUCGCCGAUUGAAAGGCACCCGGGCGUUCUCUUCUGGAGCGCGUCCGCUGCGAUUUCGUUGCUGUCCUCUGUGCAUGCAACACACGGCAAUGAGCAAUAAGAGACUUUGUUGUAAAGAGUACUUUCAGUCA
Messenger RNA from Toxoplasma gondii ME49, 2747 nucleotides. RefSeq lists its product as hypothetical. The transcript has a single exon. Lineage: Eukaryota; Apicomplexa; Conoidasida; Eucoccidiorida; Sarcocystidae. The record is from RefSeq and is a predicted model, not a curated record. The coding region runs from base 615 to 1211 and encodes 198 amino acids.